AUGAUCCAUCAUCAGCCCACAAAGUAUCACCAUGCGAACCCGUUGACACACUUCCUCAAUCUGCAUACUUCCCACGCAACGGCCGCUGCUGCUGCAGCCCUCGCUCUCGCCUCCGACGCUGGGCUGGGACAACACCAUCAUGGCCAUCACUCCCACCAUGGACAUCCGGUGACCGGAACCAACACCCAUCAGCAUCACCAUCUAUCCAGCAGUUCACAGCAGCACUACCAACAGCAAAUGGAAGGUCAGCGUCAACACCGAGAGGAUAUUAACGCAGGUGUUGGGUACCGGGGAAAAACCUGUAAAUUUGAGACACAAACAGAUGAGGACGAGGAAGGACAGGACGAUAGUAGCAACGAGCGAACCUGUGCCGGAGACCGGAAACGUCCGUUCGAUAGGGGGAGCGAGCAGGAGAGACAAGAAGAGUUGAGUGAAUCGGAGAACAACGUUGAUAUCGAUGUAGAUGAUCGUGAGACUGGGGAAAGUGAAGGCAGAGGGAUUGUUGAGUAUGAUCACCAGGAGAACGGCAGAGAAGGUUGUAGAACAUCAAACAGUCUACGUGAGCAACCGCGAUGUAGUAAAGAAAUGGUUAGCUCUAGUGACGUUGAGGAGGAAGACGAAGAAGAUGACGAGGAGAUUAUCAUAGAUGGGAAAGGAUCAAAGGGCGAAGGCGGCUUCAGGGAUGGGGACGAAAACAUGCAUAGAAACAACCAUGCUGGGUGUGCCAGUCCAUGUACCAACGAAGCAAACACCGCCGUACUUGAAACGGAUGGAUUUGUCGGAAAAUCGUUCACAAUAGCGGCCAUUUUGGGGCUCAAAAAGAAGCAAGACGAGGCGGCUGCAGCGGCGGCUGCCAACGAGUACAGUGAUGGCGCUAUGAAUCUCUCCACGGGAGCCACCUUCCAGCCACAACAGCAUCAACAAAGGGCAGCUGCUGCAGUGGCUGUUGCUGCGGCGGCCAUGGGUCGUUUACCGCUCGUAAUGGCGGCAAUGGAAAAGCGGGAGCGUGCCGACAGUGUGGACAGUGCGGAUACUUGCGGUGGACCGCUAGGGUACGGACCGCUACGUCCUCUAAGUGCUGGCCAUCAUCAACCUGGUGCUACAGGAGGAGGAGCUUUAACGGCCCUGCAAAGCCUACACCAACUACCGGGUCUUCACGGCACUGGAGGAGGCUUUUCAGCUUUUCAUCCAUCCACUGGUGGCGUUGGGGUUCAUCCAAAUCUUCAUCAGCAACAUCAGCAUCAUCCCGGGAACCACCAUCACCCCCAUCACCAUCAUCCUGGAUUCGGAGGCCAUCACCAUUUUCAUCACAAUCAGGGGCAACCAACUCCACAACACCCCCAACAGCAGCAGCAACAACAACAGCACCAGAAUCAACACCAACAACUACAUCUUCAGCAACAUUCCACGCAUCAACAACAACAGCAGCAGCAGCAACAGCACACUACUGGUGGACAUCAUAUGGCAUUGGGGCCACAUCAUCAUAGUCAAAAUCAUAACAGGGAUAAGUUUAAAGAUCUUGCCAAAAAGUCCAAUCUUUCAUCAUCAGCCGCAUCGCUCAAGAGCAAAAGAGUUCGUACAAUUUUCACCCCAGAACAGCUGGAACGUCUUGAGGCAGAAUUCGAACGGCAGCAGUACAUGGUUGGUCCGGAGCGACUCUAUCUGGCACACACGCUUCAGCUGACGGAGGCGCAGGUUAAAGUGUGGUUCCAGAAUCGUCGAAUUAAAUGGCGCAAGCAUCAUCUAGAAAUCACACAGCAACGGUUAGCAAUGAUACGGCAACGGCAGAUAGCGAACGGAUUACCGAUCGGGACUACACCAGGUCCACAGGCUCAUCUCGCCCAACCGGCGCAGGCACAAGGAGGCAUGAGUGGAGGCCGGAUGGUUAACCAGAUCGACUCGCCGGAUCUGACUAUUUGUACCGAUUCCAUGGAUGCACGCAGUGCUAGUGAAGGUGACGACUAA
This is a messenger RNA of Anopheles coustani, 1965 nucleotides long. Its product is annotated as homeobox protein Hox-A13-like. The transcript has 3 exons. Gene Ontology annotation, molecular function: DNA binding; DNA-binding transcription factor activity, RNA polymerase II-specific. Gene Ontology annotation, biological process: neuron differentiation; central nervous system development; regulation of DNA-templated transcription. The record is from RefSeq and is a predicted model, not a curated record. The coding region runs from base 1 to 1965 and encodes 654 amino acids. Lineage: Eukaryota; Metazoa; Arthropoda; Insecta; Diptera; Culicidae.